AACCGUUUUGAUUCACACUUGAUAAAACGAACAGAAUCCCCAAAUUCUCUCGCAAAGAGAUUCACAAUACGGACGCACAACAACAUCUCGCUUUUCCCUCCCUUCCUCUUUUCUGGAGAUUAUUCCAGAUAACUGAGUUCCUAAUUGAACCCGCCGAUUCCAACUCAGCCAUGUCGGUCCACUUCAAAUUCAGAAGCUCGCGCAAUUACGAUUCGAUCGACAUUGGAGGCCAGCCUUCGAUUUCCGUUCGUGAUCUCAAAUCCAGUAUCGUCCAAAACAAGAAACUUAAUCUUUGCCAAGAUUUCGAUCUUCUCUUCUCCGAUCCUAUAUCCGGUCAAGAGUACGUGCAUGAAGAUUUUCAAAUUCCUUGUGGCUCGAGUGUGAUCAUAAAGAGAGUUCCUGCAGGGGCACACUUAGGCUCAUGCAAAGUUUUUGCUACCCCGGAUGAGAAAAUGAGCAAAACCUCUCAUCUUCAGAAUGCUGAAACUGUCAACUUUGAUGACUUUGGAGCAGAAAUAUGCCCUGUAACUGAGGGGAACUUAUCUUGCAAUAUUGAGGACAGAUUUUGUAUUGAUGAUGAGGACACUCAUUUCAAAUUAAGAAGUUGCACCAAGCAACCUGUGGUAGAAUGUCAAAAAAUUGAAGGGAGUGACAUAAGUGAGGCUGUUCCACAAGGUCAGAUUUUGCCAGGAACAAAAUCAAAAGCAGAUAUUGAGUUGAAUGCUAAACUUUCUACUUUUCCUGCAAUGCAACCUUCUGAUUUCCCGUCAGAGCUGAAAUGCUCUCUUUGCGGCACAUUUUUUAAGGAGGCUGUACUGAUACCCUGCUGCCAGCACAGUUUCUGUGAGAAAUGCAUUCUUCAUGUGCUGGUUGAGAAGGCAAGGUGUCCCAAAUGCUUUUCUACAAAAUGCAAAGUGGAAGAUUUGUUGCCAAAUCUGUCACUGAGGCAAGCCACUGAGCGAUUCCUGAAGUCCCAAAUUGUUGUUAACAAUUCAGAAAAUGCUUUAGAUAGAUAUGCUCCAGAUGGAGAAUCUGGAAUUCAAGUGAAAGAUGUUUCUUGUGCCGUUUCUGUCAUUCAAAGAGGAGCAAAGCGGGGCUCCAAUCAGGUGCAUGCUGAAUCGAUAGGUGGCACUAGUUCCCAUGUCAAUGGUAAUCGUUUUCUGAAAGAUAAAAUCUCUAAAAUGCCUGCGCACAAACUACCUAAGGAUCUGGAAGGUUUUGAUGAUUUCCAGGGGGAAAACCAGCCCACUAAUGAGGAAGCUGAAUCCUAUGUCAAGAAGAAGAGGACAUUGUGGGUUGACACUGCAGAUGCAGAGAUGAAUUAUGUGGAGAUGGCAAGACUAAAAAAGGGGGACCGUGUUUGCUACAUGUGUGGUUCACCUGGUCAUUUGAGGAGAGAUUGCCCGGCUGUUUCUAGUCCUCAUCCUAUGCUUCAAAGAGGAAAUGCCGUCUUUCCAGGAGCACUGCCUGGUUAUGUAUCACCAUAUUGGAAUGGGCCGUACUAUCCCCCUAUAAGGCCUUUUGCAAACCCAUAUGACCCAUCUGGAAUGAUGUCCUUUAACACAACAGUGAUUCCUGCUGCUCCGUUUCAUGUUCCCACGUAUAUGCCAUCUAUGUUUGGUGCAUCACCUGCAUCUGGGGGAUUUACAAGGAUUGGAGGCUUAGAUACUGCAAUGAAGAAAAAUAUAGAUCACCAAUUAUGUCCUUCAGGGUUGGAUGGUCAAUAUUAUGAUAAGAAACACCAGAAUACAAGUGAGAAUGUCAUGAGGAAGCUACUCUAUGAUGAGAAUGAUGGUAAAAGAUGCCGCUAUGAUGAAGCAGAAAGAGCAUAUGAGAAAAAAAUUUAUCCUGAGAGGGGAAGGACUGCAAGCUACUCUGAAGACAGCUUUAACAAAAAUUCACUGAUGAAAAAUUGGAAUUCCCAUAUUGUCGAUGAUGAAGAUGUUUAUUCUAAUGAUGGAAGGGACUAUAGAAGUUCUCAAGUUGCUGGUCAAAAUCUAAUGCCCUAUCAUCACUCAGGGAGAUCAAGAUCAAAAGAUGAUGAUAUACCCAGUAUCUCCAGCUGUCAGUCUUGGGAAAGGCAUAAUAAGCAUGGUCAUAGGAGCUCCAGAAAGCGCAAUGAUCGAAGAGAGCACUGUUACAGUGAUUCUACUUGGACCUACUACCCAACGAAUAGAGAGAGAGAUUCUAAAAGAAAAACAGUUAAGCAUGAUGCUCAGAAACACUACAAUCAUUCUGAAUCCAGCUCGGAACCACCAUAUCAUUCCACUGACCAGAAAAAGAAGAGAGAGAGAGAUUCUAGCCGAAGUUCCAGGCAUUCUAAGCAUAAAGCAAAACCAGCUUGUGAUGAAUUGAUUCAUGAUAGGUGGCAGAUGAGUAGCUGCAGGUCAGAUGAAGAGAAUCAAGAGAAGUGUCACUAUCAUAAAAGAAAAAGGUGUACUAAAACAAGCAACAAGUCUGAUGUUUGAGGUAAAUGUGUAUAUGAAGUUACAUAUCAGGGAGUAGUUGGGUAAAUAUGGUACUAGUUUCCUUUCCAGUGAGGUAAAUGUAUUGACUUGGUUUACUACUUGUUCCAUUAUAUUGCUUUUCUUUUAUCUGGAUAGAGUAACGGUUCAAGAUUGCACCGACUGAACAUAGGGGAUGUUCAGUAUCUAAUUUUGAUUCUCUGUUGUUUUUGUUGACACAGAUAUAGUUGAGUGGUCGGCUUUUGGACAGUAGCUUCAUGGAUUAUUAUUAUUAAUUUUUUCAAAGCAUCUUUCUUCUAACCCUGUUUCAAUUUGUAGCUUUUGCGGUGGAGGCAAGAAAUAGUAAAGUUUUGAUCAGAGGAGCCAUUGCGUAAGUUAAAUUUUAGGUUCGUUUGCUAUUCAGAAAGUGAUGAAGCUGGUAAAGGUAUGUUUCCUUUUCCAAGAAGGAAUAUAAAAGGUGAGGUGUCCGUGGCUUGACUCGAGUCUAUUUAUUUCUCCUAAUACAACCCGACCCAAAAUGUGAAUUUCAAAUCUAUUUAAAUUCACUCGUAUCUGCAAAUAGUAAUUUUAUUUUUUUUAAAGUUAAAAAACUUUUAUUUUAGUCUUUGAUAAUUAUAUUUUCAAUAAAGUUUACAUUUUUAAGAUUUGCAUUAUAAUAUUGAAUAUUGAAUAUUUUCAUGCUCUAAAUUACAUAUGCUAAAUAAAAAUAAUAUAUUAAAUGAUUGAAAAUUGGGUCGGGUUGAGACUUGAAUGCAGUCAAGGUUAGUCAUCUUUCAGGACAACAUUUUUGUUAAAGGAUUUUCAAAUAUUGGGCUUGGUGGUAGAUUAGUCUUUUAACAAAUCUACCUGGCCAACUAAGAGUUAUACACUUUUAUUAAAUAUUUACUAAUGCCUUAUAUAGUUAUCGGCAUAAUUUCUUGAAGCGGUUUUUCGUCGCAAUCUUAUUUGUUAAAUGAGUAAAAGAUAUCAGCUUUUGUAAUUAAUCGUGAUUUGGUAACCUAAUAGAGAAAAGAAAAGAGCAGCAGAAUAAUGAGCUUUAAUUGUUUAAAAGUUGGCUUUGGGGGAAGUGAUUUUAUUACCCUCGUAUCUAGAUGUUUGUGGUUUGGGUUUUGACCCAUUUGGAAAACCGUUUUAUCAUUGAAAAUAAUGUCAAAAAUUUUGAAAGUUGUAUCAAUAUUUUUAUAUUUUAAAAUUACAUAGGUUUUUUUCUUAAAUAUUUUUAUAUUUUGACUAACUAAACUAACCCUAAUUCAGCCAUAAUAAGAGAUCUUUUUACUUGAUUUUUGCACGGGCAGGGUUUUUUCGGCAAUCUCGUGUUAGUGGCUAAUUGAAGGAUAACGAUGAUAUAAUUCCAUUAAAGAAAACAGUAAAACGACGGAGUAUUAUUUUCGCAAACUGCUUUAGUAAAUGAGCUAAUAUAGAUUAAUUUAAUUUGAUCAUUUUUAUCUUUUAACCACUCGACUUUUAGAAAAGGAAAGGAAAUUUUUAUUAAUUUUGAGCAAAUUCUAUUUUUUAUUAAAAAUUUUCCUUUUUCUAAUUUAAAAUUUAAUUUUAUACUUAUUUUUCUGUUUUUAAUUUUAUACUUUAUUCUAAUGUUAUGAAAAUUAUUACAAUACCAAUAUGUAAAACAUUAUUGUUAAAGUAAAUGGACGAGUUUACUAAUAUGUAAAACAUUGCUAUUCUUAUUUUUCAUUGUAAACGUUUUUUCACAAAUUUUUUUAAUUCACAUUGUUGGUAUACAUUUUAUCUGUUACCAUUUUAUUUUUGUGGGCUACUUUCGUUACAUGGGCGAUCCGGUUCAUGGUGAUGUCGAUAGGAUGUUACACUCUGGGAAACUGAUUCUAGGGUUGGGUUUCAAGCAGUGGGUUCAAAAAUUGGCUCUAUCCGUUACUUUUUAUUGUUGUUUCCAUGACUUCUGCAUGUCAUCAGUUUAAACUUAUCGAAAGUUGUGGGCCUAUGGGCUACUUUAAGAGUUUAAAAUUAUUUCUAUAAUUAGAUAUUCUUUCAUAUAAAUUGCAUAUUUGUAUUAUAGUAAUUUUUGAGUUUAGUGUCAUGAAUUAAUUCAACAUCAAUUUAUUAGGAAAACUACUAUUUAAUUUGAGACCGAUUCUAAAAAUUAUUUUUGAGUAAUUAAUAUAUUUUCUUUGAAAAUAAGGAAUUUUAUUAUGAUGGUAUGUUUAUCAUUAUUUUUAUAUGAAAUAUUUAAAUUAAAUAGCUAUGAAUAGCAAGGUUGGAAUAAUCAAAGGUUAAUGAAAUUUUAUUUGUAAGUCCUUUUUUAUCAUUACAUCUUUAAUUCAAUCGUUGAACAAAUAUUGUUUUUUCCUCUUAUAAUGAAUGAUUGUUUUGUGUAUCGCAUUGACCACUGUUGUAGAUAUUAUCUCUAAAGUGCAGGGUCAUUGAUCAGCAAAUGACAACGUUGCGAAGAUUUCUGGCUUUCCUUGGUUAUUUUUUUCAGUUUGGUUUUCUCGAUGCUUGUUCUAUCAUCAACCUAAUUUAAAUAACUGAUGGAUUUAUAAUCCCUGUUUAUCAACCAGAAAACCGUUAGUUUAAAAUUUGUCUUUAUGUUUUGUUCUUUUUAUUUGAACGAGUACUAGAUUUCAACAAGUAAAGAAAGCUUAAAAUGUACAUGGUUCUUAAUAGAAUCGAGGAAAAAUUCUAAAAUUCUCUAUAACACGCUGGUUCAACGUUAAGAGCAGAGAUAAGGGAAGGAGCCAAGGAGGUCGUUUCUUAGCUUCAACAACGGAUGGUUUUCUGCGCUGCUGCUGGUUUCGUACGUUGACUGUUUUGGUCCUGUUUCGAGUGUGUUAACUUGAUUAGAGGGUAAGUAACGAUCUGAUACUAAUAUGAAUAUUUUAACUUUUACUUUCACCGUGAUUUGAAGAACUUAUUAUCAUAUGCAUAUACGUUUCUAAAGUUGAUUUUUUAAUUUAAACGAAGGGUUAAAUUGAUUUUUCUUAAAUUGAAGGAUUAAAAAAGUCAUUAUAUCUUUUUAAAACUAUAGUUAUCAACCAAUUAAUGUGAUAAGAUUUCAAUAAAGUUGUAGUAUAGUGACAAGUAUUCUUGCCUGUUAUUCGGGAGACCCAGAUUUGAUCCCUAGAAACAAUGUGUAUUUUCUAUUUGUUUCUGCUUUGUUCUAUUUGUCCAGCGAAUCUUGGGGGGUUCAGCCUCAGGAUGACCGAUACGUUGUCCUUUGUUGACUCUUUUGCCCACCUUGUCUGCAUUUAAUGUUUAAACACUCGUAGAAAGUGUAGAACUCUUAUCUCGAGAAAGUUAACAACAUGGGCCUUUAUGCCGUUAGUCAUACUGAAUGAAUCCUUGUGUUAUAAGCUCUCUUAUGACUUUGCAGUAUGUAUGGUUGUCUUGUUGCACUCUUGUAAGAGUUCAGACCUCAUACUCAAGACUCAAGAGACACACUGCUUCUGUUCCACAUAGACACAUUGCUCCUGUUCCACAUCUACGGAUGCAGCGAUGCUUUUUUUUUUUUUCCUUUUAAUGUAUUUUGUUUUUGUGCAAAAUGCGUGGAUUCUGCAAACAUGGAUAUAUUUCUAUUAUUCAUCUCCUUUAGUUGCAUGCUAGCCUUCAGGGCUACAAUCAUUGACCAAAUAAGAGUGCAUUCAUGUGUGUUAUGGCAUGAGAUCAAAUUUCUCAAAAUGUAUCUUUGGGUGACAAAACCUGAUUGAGACCUGUGAUGGCAUGUGUGUUAUGGCCUGAGAUCAAAUUUCUCAAAA
Molecule: messenger RNA, 6193 nt
Organism: Gossypium arboreum
Lineage: Eukaryota; Viridiplantae; Streptophyta; Magnoliopsida; Malvales; Malvaceae
Product: E3 ubiquitin ligase PQT3-like
Exons: 15
Coding region: 171-2468 (765 amino acids)
Biological process (GO): ubiquitin-dependent protein catabolic process; mRNA processing; protein ubiquitination
Cellular component (GO): nucleus
Molecular function (GO): ubiquitin protein ligase activity; zinc ion binding; nucleic acid binding
Source: RefSeq, a predicted model, not a curated record